Messenger RNA from Penicillium taxi, 1581 nucleotides. RefSeq lists its product as uncharacterized. The transcript has 5 exons. The record is from RefSeq and is a predicted model, not a curated record. NCBI's taxonomy places the organism in Eukaryota, Fungi, Ascomycota, Eurotiomycetes, Eurotiales, Aspergillaceae. The coding region runs from base 1 to 1581 and encodes 526 amino acids.
AUGGAGUCAUCUUCACCAUGCGUGACUGUCCCAACAUGGACCAAACCAGGCUAUGAUCAGCGGGUCAUAGACGAGCUGAUUGAACUAUUCCAGUCCAAAGUGUCCCCAGCUCUGGGAGAUGUCACUGAGUCAGAAUUGGAUUGCUUGAAUUUGUUCAUUGUCAGACCUUCAAAAGAUGCUCUCGUUAAAAGAGGAUAUGACACUAACAUACCACUCCCGGUCUUCGCUUGGAUUCAUGGCGGUGCUUUUGGAUUUGGGGCCGGCACAGAUCCAAUGUGGGUAUUGGAGGCUUUGAAUUUGGGCAAACCAUUCAUUGCCGUGUUCCUCAACUAUCGCGUGGGAAUAUUUGGCUUUGGAGCAACCUCUGCUAUGAUUGAAACCCAAACGGAUGAAAAGAUCAAAGGCGUCAAUUUCGGAUUGAGAGAUCAGAAAGUUGGACUCCAAUGGAUAUCCAACAAUAUCUCAGCAUUUGGAGGAGAUCCACAGCGAGUCACGAUUGGUGGUCAGUCGGCCGGUGGCAAUUCAAUUCAUCUUCAUGCUUUGGAAGCAAAAACCAACCAGUCUCUGCCUUUGUUUCAAAAGGCCAUAGUCCAAUCUGGGGCCAUGGGCACUUGUGGGCCCAUUUUACUGGCCAAUGCACAGGUCCAGUGGGAUGGACUGUGCAAGGUGCUGGGUAUUUCGACUGACAACAAGAAUGCAGCACUCAAUGCAAUGGAAAAAUUCACAGCUGCAGAACUAAUCCAAGGAACAAGGGAAAUAUUCUGGCUUCUGUUCCCAUUGGUGAAUGAUCAAUUGACACUCGACUUCUCUGUGAAACUUGAUCCUAUCCUAGUCAACCUAGGAGACACUUCAAGCGUGCAGGAUGUCUCACAAAGUGGCUCGUCAAUCGAAAUAUUACUUGGAGAAGUCGACAACGAGGCAACAAUUUGGCAGCAUGUAGUUGAAACCCUCACAAGCUUUGACACUAUUCAAGAAAGGUUCUCUUCAAGCACCGUCGAUCCGCAGAUUGUUGAAAAGACGCUGGGUCAUUACAGGCUCAGUCCAGAAGCUUCCCUUGAAGAUAUAAAAUCCGGAAUAUAUCGACUCAUAUCUGAAUUUCAGUUCAGUCUUCCGCUAUACAAGGCAUGGAAAUCCUUCGCUGGCGCAGACUUCAAAUUGAAGUCAUUUUAUGAAACAACAGCACGGCGAUACAAAGUGAACUUUGGUAAUCCCUUCAGUAAUGGACCCAAGAAACACUUAUACGGCAUGUCACACCACUGUGUUGAUCUGAUAUACAUUUUCAAUGCCUUUCCCAGCGAGAUGAAUCAUGCCGAUACUCUGCUCAAGCCCUCAGAAGUGACGAACGACCUUCUUCGACAGCGUAUGCAAAGUGACUGGAUUGAUUUCAUUGUCAGCGACGGUGGACAGAGUUUCAAUCCAGACACUGUUGUUCGAUAUGACAAAGAUCGAGUGACUCGAGUGGUGAAAGCUUCAGAAGACGACUUUUUCAUCCAGCAGUUAGCCAGACUUUCUUUCUUAGGUGAGCAUUUGACGGAGAUAGACUCCCUCGUGAAUGCCUUUACCGGAAAAGGGACAUAUUGA